Messenger RNA from Prosopis cineraria, 1587 nucleotides. RefSeq lists its product as uncharacterized. The record is from RefSeq and is a predicted model, not a curated record. Bases 83 to 1435 code for a protein of 450 amino acids. The transcript has a single exon. NCBI's taxonomy places the organism in Eukaryota, Viridiplantae, Streptophyta, Magnoliopsida, Fabales, Fabaceae.
ACUAGUCAUCUCAUCCCAACCCGAGCAAGUGAAGCCAAAGCAUUAUCGGCAAUCGGGCACAUACAAAUUAAGUAUAGUUGCCAUGGCAAGCCAGAUCCUAAUCAUCUCAACGAGCAACGUGCAAGCAGCGACUCGAAGCGGUGAUCCGACUCGAAAGAUCGAGCUAAGUCCGUGGGAUCUUCAGCUCCUCCUCGUGGACCCCAUUCAGAAAGGACUUCUUUUCCGUAAACCCAGGGCAAACAUGAAUUCGAUAAUCCACCACCUGAAAGCCUCUCUUUCAUCCACCCUUGAUUUCUUCCCGCCCCUCGCCGGCCGUCUCACCGUCGACGAACACGACGACGAUACCUCCUCCGUUUCUGUUCUCUGCAACAACUCUGGAGCAUUAUUUGUCCAUGCCGUAGCAGCUGAUUUGACGAUCUCAGAUAUCCUUCAGCCCCUCUACACUCCUCGCAUCGUCCAUUCCUUCUUUCCGCUUAACAGAGUAAGAAACUACGAGGGCACGUGCAAGCCACUGCUAGGCGUUCAAGUCACGGAGCUAAGAGACAGCAUUUUCAUCGGAUGCACUAUCAACCACGUCGUCGCCGACGGCACGUCGUUUUGGCACUUCUUCAAUUCCUGGUCUGAAAUCUCACGUGGCUCGAGGGAGCCAUCCAAGCCUCCCACGCUCGAGCGUUGGUUUCUCGAUGGCAUUGAUCGGCGCCCUGUACGCAUUCGUCUCCCCAAGGCGAAGGAGAAGCAGAAGUUCGGUGGGUACCUCAAUUCGCGGCUGCAUCAAGAGAGGGUGUUUCAUUUCUCAAAGGAAAAAAUAGCGGAACUGAAAGCAAAAGCUAACGCGAUGGUAUGUUCCAAUAUGAUAUCUUCUCUACAAGCACUUUUGACACAUCUCUGGCGUUCUAUCGUUCGGACCCAGGGUACUGAGCCUGAGGAAGAGGUCAUCUACAGAUUGCUGAUAGGUAUAAGGCCGAGGAUGCGUCCGCCGAUGCCUGAGAACUAUUUUGGAAACGCGGUGCAGGAUGGUACUGUGAGCAUGAGAGCAGGGGAGCUGCUAGCCAGAGAGGGUCUCGGCAAGGCCGCUUUGGAGAUGAACAAGAUGGUUGCUUUGCACACGGAAGAGAAGCUCGUUAGCCACGUCAAGUCUUGGGUGAAAAACCCUAGGCUGCUCACAGAGGAUGGGAUGGCUGGGAAUGCACUGGUUACGAGUAGUUCGCCAAGGUUUGACGUGUACGGGAAUGACUUCGGAUGGGGAAAGCCGGUGGCGGUCCGAAGUGGCGCCGGUAAUAAAACGUACGGGAAAAUUACUGUGUUUGCCGGGGUAGCAGAAGGGAGCAUUGAUGUGGAAGUUUCCCUUUCUUCUGAAAUUUUGGAGGCCAUGGGAAAGGACUCUGAGUUCAUGGAAGCUGUUUCCGACUUUCCGUUGCAUUCUAUAAUUAAUUAAUUAUAAUUAAUACGUUAGUUAAGACUCGUUUAUUUUCUAGCUUCCUGUUUUUUGCGAUCAUGCAAGCGAGCAAAGUUAUUAACUUGUUGUACUGUCCUCGCAGAUGUUAUUUAAUUAAAGAUGAGUGAUGUGUGUUUUUAGUCCAUGAAAAA